AUGCCCAGUGGUUCGAACUGGGAUGACUUUGCAGCGAAUGAUAGAGAAUAUUGGUUGGUGAUUGUGAUUGGCGCAGGAGGGGACUUGUUUUUAGCUGUAAACAAGGUCGUUCUUUGUGUCAAAAAUUCAUUUUCUGACGAAGAAUCAGUUUCUAUUAUUUACAUUUUAGUAACAGACUGUCAACAUCAGAACGUUCCAAUGAGUUUGGAAGGAGGUCUCAAUACAGAGGGAUCUAAUGCAGGAGGAAUAUUUGUCCAGUUCAAUCAAGAUUGCACGUCGCUGGUAGCGGGCAGCAGCAGCGGGUACCACUUGUUCGCGCUCACUUCCCCUUUCCUCAUCCCCUAG
Molecule: messenger RNA, 345 nt
Organism: Papilio polytes (common Mormon)
Lineage: Eukaryota; Metazoa; Arthropoda; Insecta; Lepidoptera; Papilionidae
Exons: 5
Coding region: 1-345 (114 amino acids)
Source: RefSeq, a predicted model, not a curated record